Molecule: messenger RNA, 1781 nt
Organism: Syngnathus typhle (broad-nosed pipefish)
Lineage: Eukaryota; Metazoa; Chordata; Actinopteri; Syngnathiformes; Syngnathidae
Product: anti-Muellerian hormone type-2 receptor-like
Exons: 10
Biological process (GO): cellular response to growth factor stimulus; BMP signaling pathway; protein phosphorylation
Cellular component (GO): signaling receptor complex; plasma membrane
Molecular function (GO): transforming growth factor beta receptor activity; ATP binding
Source: RefSeq, a predicted model, not a curated record
CCCGGAGUCAUAUUACACCUAAAUUCAGCAUUGUCACUCUUCUCAGAACGCAUCUUUCCUUGUGUGUGGGGCCCUUUGUCGAAUGAGAGGAGGCAGUGCGCCUUCAAGGUCAAAGCGCACAACAAGGAGAAACUGAAGGCUGGCAACGUGAAUGGCUCCGUUCAGGUCUGCGAGAACUCGCACUGCUGUGUGGGCUACUUCCUCGUUGUCAAUGGUCAGCUGGAGGUUGACACUCUUUCUUGCGAUAUCUUUGAAAAGUCGUGCCCCGAUGCCACCUGCAAGGCGCAGCACCGCUUCAACAACAAGCUGGUCAAGUGUGUGUGCAACACGGACCUGUGUAACCUCAACGUCACCUGGGGUGUGUCACCGCAGGAGCCGAGGCCCUCCAGCUCCAUGGGCAAAACUCGGCUCAUGGUAGUUUUCUCUAUGCUGGUCGUGUGCCUGCUGCUGAUGGCGGCGGUGCAGCGGAGAUGUCUCUCGCAACAUAAAGAGGAGACUGCCCAGGCGAGCCUUUUAAUCGCACCAGUGAGUCCCUCCCAAACGUCCCAGAUUGACAUCACUGAUGUUCAACUGCAACAAAUUGUGGCCCGUGGGCGUUUUGCCACGGUAUGGCGAGGAACAUACCAAGGCUCUAUGGUGGCUGUGAAAGUCUUCCCCGCCGGCGCGCAGCAUGUGUUCACUUCCGAGAAGGAAGUCUAUGGGCUCCCACUGAUGAGGCACGCCAGGAUCAUCCACUUUCUCGGUACCGGGAGAAGGUCGCAAGAUAACAGCUGGCUUCUUUUCCUGCAAUUUGCAGAACAUGGCUCUUUGCACUCCUUUCUGGGCCUGAACACCUGCAGCUGGCCGUUGUCACUCAAGUUGUGCCUGUCUUUAGCACAGGGACUCUCCUAUCUCCACACCAAUCUGCACACGCAAGAGGGCCACAAACCGCCUGUGGCCCACAGAGACCUCAGCAGCUUCAACGUGCUUGUCCGGGCAGAUGGCACUUGUGCAUUGUGUGAUUUUGGAAGCUCCAUCAUCACGUGUUCAUGCCCAGGCCAUCGCCAAAUGGGAAAGCUAACGGGUCACAGUCAGGCAGCAUGCACCCUGUGCUAUGUGGCCCCUGAGAUCCUGGAUGGUUGUGUCAGCCUCUUCAGCAGCUGCUUUCUGCACGGGGACGUUUACGCUUUGGGUUUGCUUCUGUGGGAGAUCUGCAUGCGCUGCUCUGACUUGUUUGAAGACGGCACCGUGCCACAACACCACCUCCCGUAUGAGCGUGAACUGGGAAGCCACAUGAGUCAGGAGAGACUCAUUGUCUAUGUGUCUCACAUGGGAAAAAGACCCUCCAUCCCUGAGCAUUGGCAUCAGCUGAGACAGGGACCGCUGCUCCAGGAUCUGCUGACCGAAUGCUGGGACAUGGACCCGGAUGCCCGUCUGACUGCUCAUUGUGCCGUGGACAGAUUAGUCUUUCUUCAGUCCAAUUCUUUAGUAUGACAUUCGUUUCACAGCUUGUCUAGAAGAGUCUUGGAAAAACCUUUACGCGUGUUUCAGCAGUUCUGUGGUGUCUUAAAUAUCAGUUACUAAAUAUUAUUCAUUAAGAAAUGGUUUUGGCAUCGUUUUGCAACACAGCUCCACAUUCAUUAUCUUAUCCUCACUUUCACUGUAUCCGCACCAUUCAGUGAUGACCUUUUUAAAGUAUGUGUAUAUUUUUUCAAAAAUCAAUCAGGUAAAAAGAUGUGAACGGAGGAAAAUCUCCCCAUUUUGUUUGUUGACAUGUAUACAAAAUAAAAAAAAUUAACCAA